This is a messenger RNA of Rhipicephalus microplus (southern cattle tick), 2448 nucleotides long. Its product is annotated as 2-oxoisovalerate dehydrogenase subunit alpha, mitochondrial. Gene Ontology annotation, biological process: branched-chain amino acid catabolic process. Gene Ontology annotation, molecular function: oxidoreductase activity, acting on the aldehyde or oxo group of donors, disulfide as acceptor. The record is from RefSeq and is a predicted model, not a curated record. Gene Ontology annotation, cellular component: oxoglutarate dehydrogenase complex. NCBI's taxonomy places the organism in Eukaryota, Metazoa, Arthropoda, Arachnida, Ixodida, Ixodidae.
UACUCACCCCGCAGAUCGCUGAUGUGCGGUACAGUCGACGGUCCGAAUUUCGACUCCCCGUUUGCGAUAGAGUGCGGAGGAAGCGCGCCGUUGUCCUGGCUGCCAUCGUAACAAGCAGGAAUGCCGCCCGUGGUUGUCGCGUUGGAAACAAAAAUACAGCGAUCGGCAGCAGCUGAGCGAAGCGGCCAGCGGCUGCGCUUCGGAUCGACACGGCUUCGUGUCAUAAACGUAACAGUCGGCUCGACUUGGCUUGGCUCAAAUUAUGGCUGUGACGUACCGACAUAACGGAUUAGUAGCGUGUGUGGGGAAAAAAGAAGAGCAGACAGCUUCCUUGAUGGCGGCAUGUUAGCGGGUCGUUACGAAAUCUGAAACCUUGGGCGCGUCUGUGAAGGGAGCUGGCAUCUUCGUCCAUGUUGUCCACCACGAUGUACGGACGCAUCGCGGCAGCCGUCAGGCUGGGAUUUCUGCGGCCCACGAUGCCACAUCGCGCGCUUGCGGCCGUUGGAGCAAGAUCCCUUGUGACCAAGGCAGAGACGGGUCACUACCAGCCGCCUGUUCUGUCAACCCAUCGCAUGCCGACCACCAGCAAGCUGGAGUUUGUGCCGGCGAACGCCUUUGACGGCAUUCCUAUGUACAGCAUCCUGAACAAGAGUGGCAGACUGGCUGAUGGUGUCGAGGAACCCCAGCUCGACAAGGACCUGCUGGUGCGCAUGUACUCCAAGAUGGUGCAGAUGAACAUCAUCGACCAGAUCAUGUACGAGUCGCAGAGGCAGGGCCGCAUCUCCUUCUACAUGACCCACUACGGAGAGGAGGGUGUGCUCAUGGGAAGCGCAGCCGCGCUUGACGAUAAGGACCUCGUCUUCGUCCAGUACCGCGAAUACGGUGUGCUCCUGUGGCGAAACUUUUCCGUGAACCAGACGAUGCAGCAGUGCUAUUCCACAAUGCAUGACUACGGCAAGGGCCGCCAGAUGCCCAUUCACUACGGCUCGACUGAGCACCACUUUGUCACCGUCUCGUCGACCCUUGCAACGCAGAUGCCGCAAGCGGUGGGAACGGCAUACGCCUACAAGCUCGCCCAGAAGAAGCAGUGCGUGGCCUGCUACUUUGGUGACGGUGCGGCCAGUGAGGGGGACGCCCAUGCCUCCUUCAACUUCGCAGGUGUUCUCGGCACGCCCAUCAUUUUCAUCUGCCGGAACAACGGCUAUGCCAUAUCAACGCCAACCCACGAGCAGUACAGCUGUGACGGAAUCGCUGCGCGAGGUCCAUCGUACGGGUUGACAACAGUGCGAGUGGAUGGCCAGGACGUUCUCGCCAUGUACACGGCAGUACAGGAGGCCCGCCGUUUUGUAAUGGAACAGCAGAAGCCAGUCCUCAUCGAAGCCAUGACGUACAGGAUUGGCCACCACAGCACUUCGGACGACAGCACGGCUUAUCGGUCGGUGGACGAAGUGAGGACGUGGGACGAGCACGCCCAUCCAAUCACACGGCUUCGCCAGUACCUCCUCGAUCGAGGAUACUGGAGCGAACAGCAAGACAAGGACAUCAAGGCCACGUUCAAGAGAGAGGUCUUACAGAACGUCAAAGAAGUCGAAAAAGUUCUCAAGCCGCCGGUCAGCGACCUUUUCACUGACGUUUACAAGGACAUGCCGGCGCAUCUCAGGGAUCAGAUGACGUACAUGUUGAACCACGUACAGCAGUACAAGGAGGGUUACCCCGUUGACCUGUAUGCCAAAGAGGAGAGCUAGGAUGAUGCACGUAUGCGUGAAGGCCGUACGUCGUCAGCAGUUGGCGUGUUAGAAUACCGGAGAGAUGUUUCUGUUGAGCUCAUAGACAAGCUGGUUGCAUCGUCAAAUUUCUAAAGAAAAAGCGCAGCGGUACACCGUACCUGCGAAGCAGAGGCGCUGUACAUCGAUGUAUCGAAAUCCAGUUGCAUGCAUGCAACUGUUCCAGCCAGUUACCUUAUUUCAGGUCAUCCAGUGAGUAGAACAUAUUGAAUUAUCUUGCUAGGCUUGUAGUUUCUCCUUGCUUUACCGUACUGUCACAAAAAGCUACUGGAAGCAUGAACACAACCGUACAUUGUUACGUUUAGCAGUCAGGAAUCAGCUGUAUGCUGACAGUUCUAGAGCACUGUGUGGUGUGUUAUCUGCGUGCAGAUGUGCGUGCAUAGCGUGCUCACUCUCCACAUUAACACUGCCUUCGUUUUAGUCUCAAUUCGAAAUAGCGAGAGAAUGUGGGACAGUUUUGUUGUUUAAGUUAAUUGUCCUGAAGUCAGUAGUGCGGAUCUCCGUAAAAUGUGCCAUGAGCAAUUGAGUAUCUAUUCAUUAGAUGAAUGCAUGGAAAAGUGUUCUAACCCCAUGGAACACUGACCUAUAUAUUUUUUUUGUGGUAUGUUGUCUCAGAAUCCAUUACGACGUAAAUGUAGCGCAAAACAGACAAGGCCAAGAAAGU